AUGGUAAAAUAGUUCACUGAUAAAGAUAAAACAGAACUUAAUAUUGAAGAUAAAAGAUAUAAAAAGUCUAAAAAGUCUAACUAUAAUAAUGAAUAUGAAAAUUAAAGAAUUGAAAAAAGAACUGAAUUAUUAGAUGUAUCAAUUUUCAAAGAUAGAAAAGAUUUAAGUGAUAAAGUUAAAGAAAUUGAAAAUCAAUAGUUUUGA
Paramecium sonneborni is the source of this 204-nucleotide messenger RNA. The record is from the annotation of a GenBank genome assembly. Lineage: Eukaryota; Ciliophora; Oligohymenophorea; Peniculida; Parameciidae.